GCGGGCCCGCCCCGGCCGCCGUCGUCGCAACUAGGGCGUUUUUGCGUGGUCGGGUCGCGGUCUGGUCCAGGGUCCCAACCUGAUUCGUUCACUGCCCGCAAGGCAAUUUUUUCGCCAGGCGUCGAACGGGGGCUCGUUCGACGCGUCGCAGCCCCCCAAUGACCGUUGCGUGGGCGGCCCGACCCACUAGCUUGCGUUUGACGACGGGCGCCGCAUCUAUCUUUUGUGCUCGCGCCGCCCUCGGCCAGUGCAUGCAAAAGAGUGCGUGUUUUACGAGUGAGCCGCCGCGUCUUGAACUGCAAAAAACGGCGUGCGCGCAGGAAACUGCAUAAAGAACGACCACGGAUGCCCGCUGCGGCCGCCUCGCCGAGGACGGCGAAUUCGCUGGAGAGAAGCUACCGCAGCCGGCAUAGAUUCGCGCGCGCGCGCAGGCUAACAGCGAAGAAAUAAACCGACAGCAAGCAUGGCCGACAAGAAGCCCGCCGGCCCCCCGGAAGUGAUUGUGAAUGCCGCCGCGGGAUGUGCGACCCGGCGUCCGGCGAGAACGCAUCCAUUACUAGUCUUCUUCACUCCACCGACGCCGCGCCGCGCCUACGGGAAGCGCCGCGACGCCGCCGCGCCGCGCGCCGCGCGUAUCGAAGGCGCCGCGCCACCGACCCCGCCGCCGCGCGGCCGCGCCGCGCCGACCACCCGCGCCACAAACACCUUCAUGCACGCAGGCAAAGACGCCGCAUCGACCGCGAAGGCGCUCGAGAAGGCCUUCGGCACGUCCGACGCCGACGGCUGCUGGCUCCUAAGCCUCGUCGCGUCCGACGCGACGGCCCCCUGGUCCAUGACCUACUACGGCAAGGUCUUGGACGGCCUCGGCUCGAAGAAGGGCCCCAUCAAGGCCGCCGCGAAAGCUGCCUGGGCGAAGGUCGUCCCGACGCUCCAGCCCGAGGCGGCGCCCCUCGAGAUGAAGGCCCUCUACGGCGCGAUGGGCGUGGAAAAGCAGUGGCCCUGCCGCGUCGCGGCGCUCGAGCGAGUCGCCCAGCUCUGCUCGACGGCUCCUAAACAAACUGCGGCGUGCCUCCCGACCCUAGUCCCGGAACUGACCCCCUCGCUCUGGGACACGAAGAAGGAGGUGAAGGCCGCCGCGAAAGCUGCGGUGACCGCGGCCUUCGGCCUCUCGGGCAACCGCGACGUCGAGCCGGUCAUCCCCAAGCUCGUGUCGAGCGCCUCGAACCCCAAGGAGGUCGAGGCGACGGUCCACGCGUUGGCCGCGACGACGUUCGUCCAGAGCGUCGACUCGCCCACCCUCGCGGUGGUCGUGCCGCUGCUGUCGCGCGCGUUGGGCGAACGGGGCCCCAAGGCCACGGCCCUGAAGCGCCAGGCCGCGCUCAUCAUCUGCAACAUGAGCAAGCUCGUCGACGACGCCCGCGACGCGGCGCCCUUCCUGCCGAAGCUGCUCCCGGGCCUCGUGAAGCUGGCGGACGAGAUGAGCGACCCCGAGGCCCGCGAGGUCUGCGAGAAGAGCGUGCAGCUCAUGCAGCGCCUCGAGAAGAAGAUCAGCGAGAUGGCGUCUUCGACGGAGGUCCAGGACGCGGUCGAGAAGACGCUGACGGAGAAGCUCAAGGGGAAGGACGCGGCCGCGGUCGCGUAUGCUAUCGGCGUCUGCAGCGCGCUCGCCGCGCGGCGCUCGUUCAUGAGCAAGGACUGGGCCAAGGCCUGCGCGUUCGCUGGUGAUGAAUCGGCCGGCGGUGCCGCUUUGGAGGCGGCCCGCUCCCUCUCCGUCGUCGAGGAGGAGGAGGAAGAAGACGACGACGCCGAGCAGCUCUGCGACUGCACGUUCACGCUCGCCUACGGUACGAAGAUCCUGCUCCACAACACGCAGAUGAAAUUGAAGAGAGGCCACAAGUACGGCUUGUUGGGAGGCAACGACUGCGGCAAGACGACGCUCAUGCGGUCCAUCAGCAACGGGCAGCUCGAGGGCUUCCCGCCCGCGGACGAGGUCAAGACGGUGUUUGUGGAGGCCGACAUCCUCGGCGAGUUGAGUCAUUACGCGUGCAUCGACUACAUCUUCAACGACCCGUGCGUUUCCCGUGUCUGAGUCGCCGGGGCGCGUCGAUGGCGUCGCGGCGCGUCGUCGAGCUCCCCACGCCAUCGUCAUGAAGUGUAGAGCAUCUCGCGACCCUCGACGCACGCAGGCGCAUCCAGGCCUGCGGCUCCACGAAGGACGAGGUCGCCAAGAUGAUGGAGAAGGUCGGCUUCUCCAAGAAGAUGAUGACCGACCCCGUCACCACUCUCUCGGGCGGCUGGCGCAUGAAAUUGGCCCUGUCGCGCGCGAUGCUCCAGAACGCGGACAUUUUGCUCAUGGACGAGCCGACGAACCACUUGGAUGUGAUGAACGUCAAGUGGGUCAAGGACUACAUCAAGUCGCUGACGAACGUCACGUGCAUCAUGGUCUCGCACGACUCGGGCUUGUUAAAUGACGUCUGCAACCACAUCCUCGAAAUUGCCGACCUCAAGCUGUCCUGCUUCAAGGGCAACCUCGCGGCCUUCGUGAAGGUCCGGCCCGAGGCGCGCGCCUACUUCGAGCUCAAGUCGAACAAACUCAAGUUCCACUUCCCGAAGCCGGGGCCGAUCGAAGGUGAGUCAGCGUGAAAAAUGAACUUGAACUUGCUGGAAUCGCGUCGACACGUCGUCUGUCGCGUCGACGCCGUCGACGCGGCCGCUGGGGGAGUUUUCUGGCAGUUUCGUGACAUUCCCGGCACAGGCGUGAAGUCGAAGGGCAAGGCCCUCAUCAAGGUCGUCGACGUCUCCUUCAAGUACCCGCGCAACGACAAGGUCACCAUCGAGAAGGCGACGGUCCAGGUGUCGCUGUCCUCUCGUGUCGCGUGCAUCGGCCCGAACGGCGCGGGCAAGUCGACGCUCAUCAAGUGCCUCACGGGCGAGGUCCAGCCGACGACGGGGACCGUCUGGCAGCACCCGAACGCGCGCAUCGGCUACAUCGCGCAGCACGCGUUCCACCACAUCGAGCAGCGCGUUUCCCGAGUCCCGUCUUUUUCGCGACCGAGCACCCACACCACAUUCAUGACGCUACGACGCGAUUUGAUCUCCUCAUUGCGCCUGCUCGACGGCGUGGAGGUUGACGGAGGUCUGUCGUGAAAUACAUAUACACAUUUACCCCCCUAUCCUUAUACAUACAUACACAUAACAUACAUACAUAUAGGCACAUGGACAAGACGCCGAACGAGUACAUCCGGUGGCGCUACGCCGGCGGCGAGGACCGCGAGGCCAUCGCCAAGGACACGAUGAAGAUCUCCGACGCCGAGCUCGAGCUCCAGAAGACGGUCAUCGACUUCGUCUACACCGAUCCUGAUACGGCGAAGACCACGAAAACCAAAAGGGUCAUCAAGCGGCUGACCGGCGAGCGCAAGACGAACAAGUCGACCAAAGAAAACGACUACGAGGUCCAGUUCAAGGCGCCCCACGAUUCGGAUGAUUGCAAGCACUUCUACGGCUACAAGAAGCUCGUCAAGUGGGGCUGGGACAAGGCCUGCAAGAAGGUCGACGUGAAAGUAGCGCAAGCGGCCUCGGGCAUGUUCCGGCCGCUCACGUCGUCGAACGUCGAGUCGCACCUCAAGAACGUGGGCCUCGACGCGGAGUUCGCGACGCACCACCGCAUCUCGGCGUUGAGCGGCGGCCAGAAGGUCAAGGUCGUGCUCGGCGCGGCCAUGUGGAUGCAGCCGCAUUUAGUCAUCCUGGACGAGCCCACGAACUAUUUAGACAGAGAGUCUCUAGGAGCGUUAGCUGAUGCCAUCAGAGAGUUCGAAGGUGGAGUGGUGAUCAUCAGCCACAACAACGACUUCACGACCGCUUUGUGUCCCGAGACGUGGGUCGUCGAGAAGGACGAGGAUGAAAUCAGCAGACCCAAUUGUAGAGGCGACCCCGAGUGGAUGAAGAACGCCUUGGCCACGAAGUGCGACGACCAGCAGGCCAUCACGGAAGUCACCGACGCCUACGGCAACGUCACGGAGAUCAAGGCCAAGAAAACUCUGACCAAAAAGGAGAUCAAGAAGAUGACGAAGGAGAUCAAGGCGAAGAUCAAGUCCGGCGCCGAGCUCGACGAAGAUGAAGAAGCGUUCGCCGAGGAGCACGAGCUCUGGAAGUAG
This is a messenger RNA of Pelagomonas calceolata, 4154 nucleotides long. The record is from the annotation of a GenBank genome assembly. NCBI's taxonomy places the organism in Eukaryota, Pelagophyceae, Pelagomonadales, Pelagomonadaceae.